Messenger RNA from Trichogramma pretiosum, 917 nucleotides. RefSeq names its product structural maintenance of chromosomes protein 3-like. Gene Ontology annotation, cellular component: chromosome. Lineage: Eukaryota; Metazoa; Arthropoda; Insecta; Hymenoptera; Trichogrammatidae. Gene Ontology annotation, molecular function: protein binding; double-stranded DNA binding; ATP binding. The record is from RefSeq and is a predicted model, not a curated record. The transcript is spliced from 6 exons. Bases 6 to 917 code for a protein of 303 amino acids. Gene Ontology annotation, biological process: mitotic sister chromatid cohesion.
CUGAUAUGGAAAAAGAAAAAAACUCUUUGAAUCAAAAUAUUGAAAAUCGUUACAAGCUAGGUGAUGAUAUUAGAAAAGCGCAUGAUGAUAAGAAAAUGUGGUGCAAAAAAGAAUCUAUUAUAAAGAACAGAUUAUCUGAUUGUAAUGAAGAAUUAAGAAGUAUUGAUCAAAAGUUAAAAUCUAUGGUUGGAACUAAUAUUAUGAUUGGUAAAAAUAGCAUAGACAAAGUUUUACAAACAUUCAAAGAAAGACCUGAUAUGGCUAAUAAAGUUAAUAUGUACUUGGGUUUAGUAAUUGAAAUUUUUACUUGUGAUCCUGAAUGUUAUAAAGCUGUAGAAGUUGUUGCAGGCAAUCGCCUAUUUUAUCACGUUGUACAAAAAAAAAGUUUUGGUUCUGAACUCUUGAUGGAAAUGAACAGACAAAAAUUACCUGGUGAAGUGACGUUUAUUCCUCUUGAUGGAAUUAAUCCCCAUAUAAUAUCUUUACCAACCGAUGCGACAUGUCGUCCAUUACUUGAUACACUCAUUUGGGACAAUAAAUAUCGUACUGCUUUACAGUACAUUUUUGGACGCAUUUUAAUUUGUGAUUCUUUGGAAACUUGUACAAAAAAAAUAUUAGAAAAAAAAUAUCUAGAUUGUGUGACCCUUCAGGGGGAUCAAGUUGGAUCUCAGGGUUGGUUGAAAGGUGGACAUCUCAAUAAUUCGAAAUCAACUAUGAAGUUUCAAAAUGAAAGAAGAAAAAAUUUGGAAAAAAUAACUUCUUUACAGUCUGAUUUACAAGAAGUCAAUCAUGAAAUGGAAAAGCUCGACGAAUAUACUACUGGUUUACUUAGUCGUUUGCAACAAACAAAAACCAAAAUUAAUAUAGCAGAAGAUAAUAAUGUUGCUUUAGAAAACAAAUUAAAAUUAAGAUUUUAG